This is a messenger RNA of Penaeus chinensis, 1220 nucleotides long. Its product is annotated as WD repeat-containing protein 74-like. Gene Ontology annotation, molecular function: protein binding. The record is from RefSeq and is a predicted model, not a curated record. NCBI's taxonomy places the organism in Eukaryota, Metazoa, Arthropoda, Malacostraca, Decapoda, Penaeidae. Gene Ontology annotation, cellular component: preribosome, large subunit precursor; nucleolus. The transcript is spliced from 7 exons. Gene Ontology annotation, biological process: ribosomal large subunit biogenesis. The coding region runs from base 140 to 1168 and encodes 342 amino acids.
GCCACGCGAACGGCCGCACGUGUGUUGUGUUUUGGAAAUCGCAAGUGUCUGGCGGAGCAGAGCCUGGUACUGUCACGCCUCAAAAAAAGAUCCGUCACGCCGUCCAGACCUCGAACAAACAAAGAAAUACUACGCCAGAAUGAAUUCCAUGUUGAAGCGGAUGAGGCAGGACUUCAACGUCUACGUCGGGGCGGAAACGGGCGUGCUGAAAGGUGGGCGAGGAGAGGCCCUUAUAAUGAUGGGGCUGCAUAAUCAAACCAUAAGAGUAUUUGAUGUCGGCAUAAAAGCAUUCACUUCAUCAAGGGAAAUCAAAGUUGGAGAAGGACCUAUCGUCUCCCUGGCUAAGUGGAAUGAUGUCACUGUAAGUGCUGUUAAGUCGGGCCAGAUCACAGUCUGGCACAGUGAGGAGGCCAAAGAAAUCAAUGCACUGAAAUCCGGAGAGUUUUUGUCACGCAUGAGACAAGACCCUCAGUCGCCAAAUAUGAUUGCAACCGGAGGAAAGGAAAAUGACCUGCAACUUUGGGACCUGAAUAAACCAGAAGAACCCAUAUUCAAAGCUAAGAAUAUAAAGCCAGAUAUGGUACAGCUAAGAGUUCCAGUAUGGGUGUCUGACAUGACUUUCCUGAAGGAACCAAGCUGCAUUGCUCUUGCUACUCGGCAUUGUCAUGUCCGAAUGUACGACCACAAGAGGCAAAGGCGACCUGUUGUUAACUUUGAGUGGGAAGAAUCUCCCUUCACUUCCAUCACAUCUGUGGCUGAUACAAGCCAGGUGGUUGUUGGAACAGCUCAUGGUAGGAUGGGUUGCUUUGACCUGCGAAUGAACAAGCCAGAACAACCCGUGCGAAUAUUCAAAAGCUUUGCAGGCGCAGUUCGAGAUAUCGUUGUUCACCCGCAUCUGCCGCUGGUCUUCUCAGUCGCCCUCGAUAGAUUCCUUCGGGUGCACCAUCUCGAGACUGGAAAACUCAUACAUAAGGAAUACUUGAAAUCGCGGUUAAACUGUGUGCUCGUCCGGGAUGACUUUGAGGAAGGCGACCUACUCCCGACCAGAGAAAAACCCAAGAGGAAGUGGAUGGAGAGAAAUAGAGAGAUCGAAGAGGAACUGGAUUACGAUUCAUCAGAGGAGUCCUGUGAAAAGAUUAGGAAGAUUGAAGAUGAUGAAGUGUGGUAGGCUUUUUGGUAUGGAUGGGAGGACAAGCUUUCUAAUAAAUGGUACUUUCUCU